AUGCCGGAGUCAUCGCGGGCGGCUCCGGCUCCUAAAAAGGGCUCCAAGAAGGCCAUCACCAAGGCGCAGAAGAAGGACGGCAAGAAGCGCAAACGCGGCCGCAAGGAGAGCUAUUCUAUCUACGUGUACAAGGUGCUGAAGCAGGUGCACCCCGACACCGGCAUCUCGUCCAAGGCCAUGGGCAUCAUGAACUCCUUCGUCAAUGAUAUCUUCGAGCGCAUCGCCAGCGAGGCCUCCCGCCUGGCGCACUACAACAAGCGCUCCACCAUCACGUCCCGCGAAGUGCAGACAGCCGUGCGCCUGCUGCUGCCGGGCGAGCUGGCCAAGCACGCCGUGUCCGAGGGCACCAAGGCUGUCACCAAGUACACCAGCUCCAAGUGAGGCGCGUCCCGGUGUCCUGAACCCAAAGGCUCUUUUCAGAGCCACCCACACGAUCGAGAAAGGGUUUCGAACACGGUGAAGGGUUAUGUAACCUAAUAUGUCUCCAUGCACCCUAGCGGUUGCCGGGUGCGGCCGAAUC
Rhinopithecus roxellana (golden snub-nosed monkey) is the source of this 520-nucleotide messenger RNA. Its product is annotated as histone H2B type 3-A-like. Bases 1 to 381 code for a protein of 126 amino acids. The record is from RefSeq and is a predicted model, not a curated record. Gene Ontology annotation, molecular function: protein heterodimerization activity; DNA binding; structural constituent of chromatin. Lineage: Eukaryota; Metazoa; Chordata; Mammalia; Primates; Cercopithecidae. The transcript has a single exon. Gene Ontology annotation, cellular component: nucleosome.